AAUGAGGGUUUAACGAUACUUGCAGAAGAAGAAGAAGAAGAAGAAAUGGCUGCGACGAGCAUAGCUUCUAGGUCGUCUCUAGGCUCCAUCUUACGAACCGCUACCAGAAGAAGAAGUUUGAUCUCACCUAGACCGAGAAUCUCCUCAGUCCCCAACCCGAACCCGAACUCCUCCUCCCCAUCGCCGCCUCUUCGUCAGACUCGAAUCGAAGCUUCUUCUCUUCCCAGGUUUGUGCGGCGAGAAGUGAGCACUCAUCAACCGUUUCAUAGCGUCGUUGCUGCCGCUUGCCUCGUUUCUAAACUCCCUUCUGACCUCACUUCUUAUCAAGGUAGAUUUGCUAACUAUGUCAGUCCCAUCUAAGAGGCAGCACCUGAAGUUACUUAGAUGGAUGGCUUUUUCCGCUUCGUUUUGAUGUUUUCAAGAAAAUUCAGCUUCUUCAGUUAAAAGAUAUAUAUCAACCGUAUUAGAUGGAACCCUCAAUACAAUUUUUUGGCAGAUGUUAUUACUUACAUGUUCUUAUCUUAUCAGUCAAAUGAUGAUUCGGACCAUUGUAAUUGUCAGGAAUGUAUAAUAACCUCUCCCGGAUACUAUUCACUCUUUUCAAAUUUAGAGAAAUAAGACUGUUUGCACGGGAGAGACUUUUUUCUUUUCCCUUUCUACCAA
Messenger RNA from Raphanus sativus (radish), 663 nucleotides. RefSeq names its product pentatricopeptide repeat-containing protein At2g27800, mitochondrial-like. NCBI's taxonomy places the organism in Eukaryota, Viridiplantae, Streptophyta, Magnoliopsida, Brassicales, Brassicaceae. Bases 46 to 360 code for a protein of 104 amino acids. The transcript has 3 exons. The record is from RefSeq and is a predicted model, not a curated record.